This is a messenger RNA of Sinocyclocheilus rhinocerous, 6255 nucleotides long. RefSeq names its product ADAM metallopeptidase with thrombospondin type 1 motif, 18 (gene adamts18). The transcript is spliced from 25 exons. Lineage: Eukaryota; Metazoa; Chordata; Actinopteri; Cypriniformes; Cyprinidae. Gene Ontology annotation, cellular component: extracellular matrix. Gene Ontology annotation, biological process: extracellular matrix organization; proteolysis. Gene Ontology annotation, molecular function: metalloendopeptidase activity. The record is from RefSeq and is a predicted model, not a curated record.
AUGGCUUUAUGGUGCAUACAUGACAACAUGGAUUGCCUUUUCCUUUUGCUCUGGAGUUUACAAGUCCCUCUGGUAAGCAGCACAUCAGUGAGAUUAUUGGCGAGUGUGUCGUUUGGGAACUUUAUAAAGGCUCUGCAGUUCUGUUGCUUCCACUCUGUAACAUCGGUCUCAUAUACCGGCGACCCCGGCGUCCUCUAUCAAGAUUACGAUUUUGCCACACCAGUGGAAGUGGACUCACUUGGAAGCUUCAUUUCCCACGAUGUGUCAAGACAUGGAAGGAGCAAGAGAUCCUUGUCAGAAGUUGGUGGUCCAGUGCAUUAUCAUGUCUCUGCAUUUGGCAAGGAAUUACACUUAGACCUGCAGCCAUCCCAUGUGCUGGCAGAGGGGUUUACCGUACAGACACUGGGUGCAGAGGGCAUCAAUACAGCCACCCUUGACCCUUCUAUUCAUAACUGUCUCUAUCAGGGUUCCAUCCGAAACCAUUCUGAAUCCUCUGUGGCUAUAUCCACCUGCACAGGUCUGUCAGGUCUGAUCCGGUUCUCCGGCGAGGAACUUCUCAUCACUCCGCUACCGCAGCAUUUGGCUUUACAACACAACUACAGCGCCCCCUCUGGACAUCACCCACAUGUCAUCUACAAGCGAUCAGCUGAGCGCAGAGUGCACGCUGAUAAGACUGACUGGUCCAGCAGUGUUAAAUCAAACAACCCCUACGAGAGCCACCACCGUCAUCACCACCACCUCCACCAUCACCAUGAGUACCAGCACGGAAAGCUCCAGAGACAACACUUCUGCGGACGCCGCAAGCAAUAUACUCCCAAGCCUCCUACAGAGGAUCAUUUUGUCAUGCCUGAUGAGUUCGAGCAGCAAAGCCGGGUGAAGCGCUCAGAGAUUACAUCAAGCAAAGAGGGUGGCCUGAAUGUGGAAACUCUGGUGGUGGCAGACAGGAAGAUGCUGGAGAAACAUGGCAGAGACAACGUCACUACCUAUGUCCUUACUGUCAUGAACAUGGUCUCCAGUCUAUUCAAAGAUGGAACUAUUGGAAAUGAUAUCAACAUUGUUGUGGUCAGCCUCCUCCUACUUGAGAAAGAUCCGCUGGGUCUGUCUAUCAACCACCACGCAGACCAAUCACUCAACAGCUUCUGCCAGUGGCAAUCAGGCCUGAUAGGUAAAAACGGCAAGCGGCACGACCUGGUUAACUAGGGGUCGACCUCUGUCGACAGUAUGUCUUGGAAAAAGGAAAAACAUAUCUUCCACCCAUGUUUUGCUCUUUCUGUCCUUUCUGACUUCCUGUCUGCAGGUUUCGCUCCAAUAAGUGGGAUGUGUAGCAAGCAUCGUAGCUGCACGAUUAAUGAAGAUACGGGGCUGGGCCUCGCUUUCACCAUCGCCCACGAGUCAGGACAUAAUUUUGGAAUGAUCCAUGACGGAGAGGGGAAUCCCUGCCGGAAGACUGAAGGGAACAUAAUGUCUCCCACAUUGGCUGGGAAUAAUGGUGUUUUCUCAUGGUCUGCCUGUAGUCGGCAAUACUUGAACCGAUUUUUAGGUACAGCUCAGGCUUCGUGUCUAGUGGACGAGCCCAAGCAGAUAGGCCAGUACAAGUACCCCGAGCAGCUUCCAGGUCAGCUGUAUGAUGCUGAUAUACAGUGCAAAUGGCAGUUUGGCUCGAAAGCUAAACUGUGCAGCCUGGACUUCGCAAAGGACAUGUGUAAAUCAUUGUGGUGCCACAGAACAGGACACCGGUGUGAGACCAAGUUCAUGCCUGCUGCCGAGGGCACCAUCUGCGGACCAGACAUGUGGUGCCGGAGAGGACAGUGUGUCAAAUUUGGUGAUCAUGGUCCUAGAGCAGUGCAUGGCCAGUGGUCGGGCUGGUCCGAGUGGUCUGACUGUUCACGCACCUGUGGUGGAGGGGUCAUGUACCGAGAACGAUCCUGCAACAGCCCCAGCCCACAGCACAACGGCAAGUUCUGCCAAGGCCCCAGUCGACUGCACCAGCUGUGUAACACCAAGCCAUGCCAGCCCAAUGGAGUGGACUUCAGAGCUCAGCAGUGCACCGAGUACAACAGCAAACCCUUCAGGGGAUGGUACUACAAAUGGAAGCCAUACACCAAAGUGGAAGAAGAGGACAUCUGUAAGCUGUACUGCAUUGCUGAGGACUUUGAUUUUUUCUUCGCUAUGUCCAGCAAAGUCAAAGAUGGGACGUCUUGCUCUGACUACAAAGGAGGCGUGUGCAUUGAUGGGAUAUGCAAGCCGGUGGGCUGUGACCAGGUGUUGGGAUCAAAGGCCACUUUGGAUGCCUGUGGAGUGUGUAAAGGAGACAACUCCACCUGCAAGUUCUACAGUGGCCAGUACACCCUCCAGCACAGAGCCAACGAAUAUUACCCUGUUGUGAUGGUUCCCGCUGGAGCGAGGAGCAUCAGGGUGCAGGAGAUGGAGAUCUCCACCAGCUACCUGGCUGUCCGCAGUCUGAAACGUGGUACCUACUACUUGACGGGGGACUGGACGGUGGACUGGCCUUGCAGGUUCCAGUUCGCAGGCACUACGUUCAACUAUCAACGCUCUUUCAACCGGCCUGAGACCUUGUACGCUGCAGGCCCCACUAAUGAGACCCUGCUCUUUGAAAUUCUUCUUCAGGGUAAAAAUCCUGGUAUAUCAUGGGAAUACACUCUACCACAUCCGGAGAAGAAGCACAACUACACCUGGUCCGUGGUGCGCUCUGACUGCUCGGCGCCUUGUGCUGGGGGUCGGGUCUCGACGAAAGCCAUUUGUUUGCAGGAUCAGAACACGCAGGUCAACUCUUCACUCUGCAAGCCUGAGACCAGACCUGUGGUGGGCUCUCACCUGUGCAACACACAGCCCUGCCCUGCCUAUUGGACGACAGGUAAAUGGGGAGUGUGCAGUAGAACAUGUCGAGGUGGGCAGCAGACGCGAAACAUCCGCUGCAUGAGGAAGGUGACAUACCAGCGGGAGGAGGUGGCGGCUCACUCCUUAUGUCCAGUAAUGGCUCCGGCCCAACUACAGCCCUGCAACACACAGGCAUGUCCACCGGAGUGGAGCACCGGCUCCUGGUCACAGUGCUCUAAGACCUGUGGACGAGGGUUGAAGAAGCGCAGUGUUUUCUGCAGGAGCACCGAUCCAGGUGCCAGGGCUGUGGUGGUGCCUGACAGCAUGUGUAAAUUACACCUGAAGCCCAAAGCCCAGGAGACCUGUGUGCUGAGCCGCUGCCCCAAGAAUGAGCGUCUUCAGUGGAUAACUACCGCCUGGGGAGAGUGUUCGGCCUCCUGUGGAGCAGGAGUAAAGAGAAAAGAGCUACAAUGUGGGGAGAAAGACUCCCAAGGAGGCUACACAGAGUUCCCUGCAAGGAGGUGCAGGAACCUCCACAAACCCCAAGCAGACCUUCAACAAGCUUGUAAUAAUGGCCCCUGCCCAGAGCCCCCACCUCCCCAGCUCCUCCAGCCUGGCCCAGACAGGGGCGGCGCUUCCGUGACUCUGGGCUGGUACUCCUCUCCUUGGCUGCAGUGCACAGUGUCCUGUGGUGGUGGGGUGCAGACACGUAGCGUUCAGUGUCUGAGACAAGGGCGUCUGUCAGUGGGCUGUUUACCUCAUCAGAGACCCAUAAGCACACGGGCCUGCAAUACACAUUUCUGUCCUGGUCCAAUCCCAGCCCCUGUCCCACCUCCCUCACCUACACUUAAAGAAAACCAGCCUUGCAUCGACUUCUUCAGCUGGUGUCAUCUGGUGCCUCAGCAUGGUGUUUGCAAUCACAAAUUCUAUGGUCAACAAUGCUGCAAGUCCUGCUCCGCCAAAAGACAGUAAAGCAGAAGACCUUCCCAUGAGCCUCCUCACUGACUCUGAGAUCUGUAAAUCAUUGUCCUACAGAUAACCACUAUGGAGUAUAGCAAGUUGAUAUUUGCGAGAUGUGGUAAAGAGGCAUUCCACUGGACCAUGUCUUGAGAGAUAAUGAGAGCCUGGUAUCCGAGGAACUCGAGAAACUCUGUACAUUGGAAAACUGCACCUGGUUCUGGCUUCAUCAGUGGUGUAUCAUAACUAGAAUUGUGGUUCUUCAAUAACCAAUCUGCAAAACUUUUAUAUUGUAAAUAUCUCUGCUUGUUCUUUUAUGAUUGGAGACGUGACCAGAGGUUAAAGCCAUUAAGAGACUUCCAUCAUCAGUUCAUUUGUAUGCUACAUUGAAGACCACCAGAUGAACACUGGUGUGACUGUGCUCAUAUGAAGUACUGUAGAAUUUCGGUCAAGUCUUUGAGCUCUAGGUGAACCCAUGAGACUCUAUGUUUACCAGCAGAUCUGUACAGAACUGAGGGAUGAUUCACACAGUGUUCCACUGCACUGCUUUUUAAUAAUUUCAUCUAUGUAUACAUGUUCUCGAUGGUUGUCCGUUGCUUCAUGUCUUGCUGCUUUUUUAACCUCUUGCAUGUGAGUGCUUUUUUUAAGACAAGUGUCGAGUUAAGAGAAGUUGAACGUUUGACACAGCACAGCUCAUAGAUGUCAGUUUCAAAACAGUGGGCCAAUCAGAGGAAACCAGGGGCAAGACAAACAUCAGUAACAACUGUUCAUCAUUUGUUGGAGGAAGAGUUUAGCUAUAGCCACUGUGAUUUUAUUAUUAUCUUAAUUUUAAAAACAGUACUUUUCACAGGCAACAGCUCUUCAGCCUGUAAUCGUUUAGUCUAAAGGUGUGGUCACAUUAGUGAAAUUGUAGUGAAAUUUUGCAUCAAAAUUGUCCCUUGUCUAAUGUUAGUAGUGUAGUGAUAUAUGAAGCACAGCUCACACAGAAGUCACUUUCAAACCAAGCAACUUUAUUUGUUGGUCAACGCAACAAAUCUAUGUUUCAAAACUUGAACCUUUUAUAAAAUCUGCAUGGGGAAAUCAUUCUUCCUCAAGCAAAAGUUUUGAUCGCAUGGAUUCCUAUUGAAAUGACUGGAAUUUGCUGAACAACGGUAAAUGUGACCACACCUUAAUACCGCCUGCUUUACAUGACUGCUUUAGUUUGAAUCAGUGAAUGUGCUGAAUCAGUGUUUUUGGUGCAAUAAGAAGUGCAGCACACAUUCUAAUUUUUUUUCACAAAAUAAUUAAACAUAUAUUUUAUUAGUUCACUAUAAAAAAAACACUCUGUUCUUGUAUAUAUAUGAACUAACUUCAACUUUUCCUCCUGUCAUGAGAGCAUCCACAUCUCUACCAUUCAGGCUUCUGAUUUUAAUACACAUUAACAUGCAUCAGUUUUCUCUGUGAAACGUGUAACCUGUAAGGUUGAGUCACAAUCCCGUCUGAUCGCCACAGAAGACUAAAGCAGACAAGAUGGAUUUAUCAUUAAUGAAGAUCAGUGCUUCUGCUGAAAUAUAUAGUGGGUCCAUUGGCGAAUGAACUAAGUUUGUGUAUGACUGCCAGUAUGUGUGUGAAAUUUGUCUGCGGUUCAUGCAGCGCUGUCUCUCAUGCGGUGUGCGAGAGGGAUGAGCUCGUCCCAGAUGUGUGUCAGAGAGAGUAGAGUAGGUUGCUCUCAGUCACUUUGUAGGGACCAAUUAGUGUGCAGGAGUGAGUGUCAUGUUCAGGAGGAAGAGAAGCUAACAAACCCAAGCCUCUCAGGACUUGGGACCUCAUCUCAGGUUACUUUGUUAGUGCUCUUCAUCUCUUUCUGUUUGCUGCAGUUGUUGGGCCACUAUUUUGUGCUUAACCGAAGAGUGGAGUCUCACCUUAGUAAUCCUUUCCCAGGGUUCAGGUAUGAUGGUCCUGCUCUGACAAUAAACAUUGGAGCAGAUGGCACAUGAGGUGUAGCAGAAGGACUCAUUCUGUCCUCAUUUCCUUCCAAACACUUCAUUAACAGUCCCCAACCCCUUGAAGGGAUAUUUGCAUACACUAAUAAGUGCAAAAGGUCAUUUUUAAAAGUAGAUGUUGCACUGCAGGGUGCUCUGUCCUUUUUUCCUGAACCAUUUUAAACAGUACUUCCGUUUAUUAGUUGUAUAACUUCUGGAUCUCCAUUAGUGAACUCUUGGUCUCACAGUGUGUUUCAUUUGUUCAUUAUUUGACUUUAAAAGUGUUCCUAAUCACGAACAAAUAGAAAAAUACAUCGUUUAGCCUUGUUGUGAUCUUACGUAUGUUGUACAAAUGUCUUUCAUCACUGUCUGAAUUGAAAAAGGGUGUAAUUUAUUAUGUCAAAAAUAGUUCCUGGGCUACAGUGUUGUCUGGAGAGGAGCUUUCUUUAUAAUAGCACACUGCAAGUGUGAUAUUUAAUAUUUUCACUGAAAGUUUUAU